AUGCUCAACCGCAUCAUCACAAUCAUGGUCAACAGAGGCGCAAUCACGGCAUUCCUCCCGUCCUCUGUUACACCGGCAUUGACAUCCCUCCAGAAAUUUCUUUUCCCACAGAUGUUCGUGGGGCUCGCGUUCCACAACCGACAGAGGCGUAUUGAGUCCUGA
Messenger RNA from Dichomitus squalens LYAD-421 SS1, 162 nucleotides. RefSeq lists its product as uncharacterized. Lineage: Eukaryota; Fungi; Basidiomycota; Agaricomycetes; Polyporales; Polyporaceae. The record is from RefSeq and is a predicted model, not a curated record. The coding region runs from base 1 to 162 and encodes 53 amino acids. The transcript has 2 exons.